Messenger RNA from Penicillium soppii, 1488 nucleotides. RefSeq lists its product as uncharacterized. The transcript is spliced from 7 exons. Bases 1 to 1488 code for a protein of 495 amino acids. Gene Ontology annotation, cellular component: plasma membrane. Lineage: Eukaryota; Fungi; Ascomycota; Eurotiomycetes; Eurotiales; Aspergillaceae. Gene Ontology annotation, molecular function: dipeptide transmembrane transporter activity; allantoate transmembrane transporter activity. The record is from RefSeq and is a predicted model, not a curated record. Gene Ontology annotation, biological process: allantoate transport; dipeptide transport; transmembrane transport.
AUGGAGGCCAAGACCCUCACCAGCGAAACUGCGGACAUAAAACCAGAUUUUAAAAAUAAAAAUAUGUUCGUUGAAUCUGGCAUGACAGAAAACCUUGAUCCAGAAGACGAGAAAAAGUUGAUUCGCAAGAUCGAUCUACGCCUUUCGUAUAGUGCAAUACUUGGACUUCGAGAAGAUCUUAACCUUGUUGGCCAACAGUAUAGUUGGACGUCCAGCAUUUUUUACAUCGGUUAUCUCUGCGCAUGCUAUCCAAUCUCACUUGGCUUUGUGAAGUUUCCUUUAGGGAAAUAUCUCACCAACAUCCUCACUGUGGUGAAAUAUUCUUGCUCACAUCGCAGUUUCCUCUGGGGCGUUGUUCUGACCCUCCAUGCUGUCACCAACAGCUAUGCGAGUCUCAUGGCUCUUCGAACGCUGCUGGGUGUGUUUGAGAGCGCUAUAAGUCCUGGAUUUUCUCUAAUUACGGGAAUGUGGUAUACACCACGAGAACACGUCUCACGACAUUCCAUCUGGUUUGCAGGAAAUGCACUCGCCAGCAUCAUCGGCUCUUUGAUUGCCUACGGUCUUCUCAGUUAUGAGGGUAGCAUCGCCCAGUGGAAGCUUCUUUUCUUGCUAUUUGGCCUUAUUACGGUUGCAUGGUCUGUUGUGACAUUUUUCUACCUACCCGACUCUCCGCAAACUGCCGGCUUUCUCUCGGACUCGGAGCGAGAGUUCGCGGCGCUGCGUCCUUAUAAGUUCCAAAAGACCGUGCAAACCAAGUCUUGGGACCGCAAUCAAUUUAUCGAAAGCCUGAAGGAUGUAAAAACAUGGUGGUUCUUCCUCUUCUCGUUCGUCAUUUGUGUACCCAACGGAGGGACAACGAGCUUUAACACCCUGAUCAUCAAUGGCUUCGGAUAUGAUAAAUAUCAGACAAUCCUGAUGGGAUUGCCGGCAUCUGCAUUCCAGCUAGUCACGGUUCUUCUAUCCGCUGUCUUGAGUUCCACAAUUCGGAAAUCUCGCCUUAUUAAUCUCGUGCUUAUUUUCUUGAUGGCGAUGGCCGGGAUCCUUAUGGUAAAACUUCUACCGUCGACCGACAAAUUACCGCGGCUGGCUGGGUUUUGGCUUGUGAUGGCAGUUUCCCCAGCAUUCCCGUUGAUGCUAUCACUGGCAGCGAGUAAUAUUGCAGGCUUCACGAAGAAAUCGACUGUUAUGGCCAUGAUAUUUUUGGGAUAUUGUGCGGGCAAUCUUAGCGGCCCGCAGUUCUUCAUUUCGACGGAAGCACCUGAGUAUCACACUGCUUAUACCACGAUUUUGGUCUGCUACGCUAUUACCAUUGGUCUAGUAAUCGCGUUUCGAUUUUAUCUCAUGUGGGAGAAUGCUCGCCGUGAUACGGAGCAAGGCGUCAAGAUUGACCCGGAGGAAACUCGCCAGGUCAACCUGAGUGAGGGCGAGGAUGUACUUCAGCUGGACCAAACUGAUCAGCAGAAUAGGUCUUUCAGAUAUAUCCUGUAG